Rhopilema esculentum is the source of this 3634-nucleotide messenger RNA. RefSeq names its product kelch-like protein 12. Gene Ontology annotation, molecular function: protein binding. Lineage: Eukaryota; Metazoa; Cnidaria; Scyphozoa; Rhizostomeae; Rhizostomatidae. The record is from RefSeq and is a predicted model, not a curated record.
AGCUUUAUCUAGGCAAUUCUGCAGCAAUUUUAGGUGUUGAUUCACUAAAAUUGGGUUGUACGAGGCUCUUUAAGCCCACUUCUAUUGUAUCAUCAAUUCAUUUCACAAUUGAUUUAGUACCGUCUUUGUAUGGAUUUUAUCUAUAUGAAAAAUGAAAAAUAGGUUUGUAGUUUGACAGUUUUGAUAGAUAUUCAAAGAAUUAACUGGCUGUGAGGUUGCCUGUUGAUGCAAGCCUUUGCCGUUAGAGAGACCCACAUUUUACCCUCCUAGUGUUUGUAUUUUAUCCACAGCAGGGAUCAGUUGUGAUAAAACUAUGAAAAAUAUAAACUGAUGUCGUUUGUUGUUUAAUUCACUUUUUUAAAGCACCAAAACUUUCCAAAAUGUUUUCUAACCUAUUAUUGCAAAAGAUGGGAGUGACAAUAGCCCCUGCUAGCCCAAUGGCUGCACGGUGCCUCAUUUGACGUAAGAAAAAAUGUGGCCUAAAAACGGCUCAAUGUAGAAUUCCUCCUGAUUAGUUCUUGAGGCCUCUCCUCUUAAUGCUGAAUGUCAAUGACUUUGAGCAGUGCCUCAAAAAUGCACCUCAGACAUGUGUAAGUGGAGGACACCAGCGUAAAUUUCUCUACUGAAGAUUUUGACGAAAUCUGUAAUGAUCUAAAAACUGAGGUUGACAAUUUUGCAGAAUGGUCACGCCAGUUUGAACACUGAUUAAGCAGAAUACCGUAAAUUCUCGAAUUAGCCCCCUGGGAGCUUAUUUAUUGCUGACAUUUUUGGAUAGUGGCUUAUUCGGGGGAGGGGUUUAUAAAAUUAUUGUGGACAUUAAGAAGACCUCGUUUAUUUUAGUAGGAAUUUGUUUAUGAGCAUUCAAUUAAUUGUUACCAAAAGUAUAUAUUUUUGUGGCAAUUCGAUAAAACGCAAUUGUAAUUGGAGAGCCAAUCAGAAUCAGACGUGUCAAGGAAGUUUAAUACCUUUGCAUUACUGUGGGUGAGAAUCUUAUAUUAACAAGCAACAUAAAACAUAGAAGGUAAAAUUAAGAAUGCCCUCUUUUCCCUUUGACAACUAAAGAACAUACUACCGCUAUUUAGAUCGGAUCAAUGGCGCUGCUUGAGGGUAAUCUGAAAAACUGUCAUGAGCUAUGGGGCUGUUUUUUAAAUACAAAGCUUGAUCAUACUCAGCUUUCACAAACUAGAGCACGCAAAGCUAGCAGAUUUCAUGAAAAAUUGAUAUUUAUUUGUAUAGCGGUAGCUUUUUCUUUUUUAGCUGAUAAAGUACGUGUGUUAAAAUAUGCCAUGAUAUGUGAUAUGAUAAUAGAUAAAAUUCCUCUAUUUGACGGAAAUUUAGUAUUUGACUGCACUCUGAGCCAUGAUGCAAGCUCCUCACCAUUGAAGACCAGUCCGGUAAUAAUUUACACCGAGGGGCGAUUCACUCUUGCAAAUAGCGUACGAGAUUUUGACUAAAACAAAAGGAUUUCUGGGAAUUUUCAGAUAAAACAAUAGGAUUUUCACGAAAGGUGUAGAGUGAUUCGCGCCUCGAUGUUUUUGGUCUGCGGAGCACAAAAUUCUUCUGUGCAUGAAACUGACGCGGCGCAGGAGAAACAUGUAAACACACAGCAGAGCAGCUUUCCAAAUCAAAACAUUGGGCGUAAAAUGGCUGCCGUCAGGAUGCCAAUAUCGCCCCUCGUUCAGGCAAAUCAAGGACUUAUAGAUGCCCGGCAUAAGGAAAAUAUAUUGUCAACAAUAAAUACUUAUAGGAAAAUCAGAGCUUUCACUGAUGUUGUUAUCUAUUCCAGUAAAGUUGAGUUCCAUGCACAUCGCCUCAUUUUGGCCAGCAAUUCACCGGUCCUAGAAAGUAUGCUUCGCUCUGACAUGAAGGAGAAAGCAGAGGGGAAAAUCAAUUUGUCUGAUAGUAGCAUUAGCCCUAAAAUAUUGGAGCAAAUUCUGAUGUACAUGUACAGCUGCAAAAUCAACAUAACUAUUGAUAACGUUGAACAACUCUUGUAUGCAUCCACUUUCCUUUUGAUGCAGUCUUUACGGAAAUUCUGCGAAGAAUUUUUACUCGAUGCUCUUAACAUUAAUAACUGCCUUGGUAUACGGGAAAUUGCGUCCAAGUACGAAUGCCAGCUAUUGCUUAACAAAGCUGAAGAUUUGCUAAGGAAAGAAUUUUUGGCAAUCUCUAGUACUGACGAAUUCCAUUUGAUUUCAGCGAACCCACUUCGUGAGAUUUUGGCAACCAGUGAUAUCCAAGUUAAUCACGAAGAUGAUGUUUUGAAAUCAAUGAUCGAGUGGAUAAGAAAAUUCCCAGACGAAAGAGGUAAACAUUUCAAUUUGCUAAUUCAAGAAGUGCGUCUGCAGUUUCUAACUGACGAAAUGCUGACAUUCACUGAAGAUUUUUGUAGUGAUGUUAUUGAUUUAGAAGACAGGGUUGGUAUGCAAAUUUUGUUCAAAGAUGCUUGGUUUGCAAAACAUGAAAUUAUUUGUUCUGGGGAGAAAAUUCAAGUUGGUAAGCACAUUAAACCUAGAGACUGUCUUGACAAACGAACAAUUGUUCUAUCUUGUGGAGGCUAUGAUGGAACAAGAUGCCUGCAGUCAUGUCUUGCCUUAAUUCCAGAUGAAAGAAAAACAUUUGCCCUUACUUGUAUGAAUGUUGCUAGGCAAGAUCAUGCAGUUGCUCAAGUAGGGGACUUUAUGUACGUUAUUGGUGGUUUUAAUAGCCAUAAAGGUCAUUUGGACAGUGCUGAAUGUUACAACCCUGUUCGAAAUGAAUGGAAAACAGUUAACCCCAUGAUAACGAAAAGAAAGGCGUUAGCAGUUGCUGUGUUAAAUGGAAAGAUCUAUGUUACUGGUGGACUGGAUGGAAAUUUCAGGUCCUUAUGUACAACAGAAUUUUAUGACCCAACAUUUGGCAUAUGGCAACUGUCAAGUGAUCUGAAUGAGCCAAGAUACAGUCAUUGUCUUGUUUCUAACGGUGAACACUUGUUUGCAAUUGGUGGCUGGAAGCUUGCAUCUGUAGAGAAAUUUAACCCAUCGGAAUCAACAUGGAAUUUUGUCGCUGACAUGUCGUGUCCUCGCGCUGGAGCGACUGCAGAGUUUUUCAAUGGACACAUCUAUGUAGUUGGAGGGCGUGGUGAUAAUGGUUGUCUCAGUACAGUAGAAGCCUACGAUAUUGAUAGAGAUCAAUGGGUGCUCAUGGCAGACGCCACCGUUCCCAGAUGGAGAGCAUCUUCAUGUAUCAUGGGCGAUUCUAUGUAUGUAAUUGGAGGGCGAAAUUCAAGCUGGCAAUAUCUUGAUUACGUCGAGAGACUCGAUUUCAAUGAAUUGCAAUGGCAGGAGGAGAUGAAGCUAUUUUCAAAGCUAAUGGGACUCAACUGUUGCACGAUAGAUGUACCAAAUGUUCAUCUAAGUAAACAACUCGGAAACUUUUCUCGUCUAAACAUGGGUAGCUAGAAUACCUAAAUGCCUAUCUGUUUCUUUUUUAUCUUUAAUUAUCUUCACACCUUUACCUUGGAAUAUAGUCUUCGUACAUUGCAUUUUAUUAAUGUAAACAAGACCAAAUUGUUUAAUAAUCUUUUUAUAACAAAUAGCAAAAUUUCGGUAUUUGUAAUCGGCGGAAUUAUAGCAGUAUAAAGCAUUUCAUAAUU